Messenger RNA from Symbiodinium sp. CCMP2456, 4299 nucleotides. The record is from the annotation of a GenBank genome assembly. NCBI's taxonomy places the organism in Eukaryota, Dinophyceae, Suessiales, Symbiodiniaceae.
AUGUCGCUUCCGCUGCUGCUUGGGCUGCUAGCGGUCGAGGCGGCGUAUGCCACCCGCCGGGCGCAGGUGUUAGGGCGGGCCAAUGCAUCCGUGUGGCCGGAAGAUGUGGUGUACUUGCAGACGCCUUUGAAGAACUUCCUUUCUGGUUUCAGUCGGUGCGCUUGCUUCAUCAUGACCAUUGUGACCUUGCAGACGGUUGCCUUCGUCCUUUUGCAGAAGCAGGCGGCCUCGGAGGUCAAAGUGUGGCUCGUGGUCACUUUCCCCUUCGUCUUCGCAGUCCUUGGACUUCUACGAUUGACUAACCUCCUCUGCAAGAAGCAGCUGAGCCAUUCAUGCCUGCAGCAGGGCAUUUUUAUCACAACGACCCCUUCCCAAAAUCUGGACAUCGUCCUGCUGAUCGCUUUCGUCGCCUAUGCCUUUGGGCUGCUUCAAGAUGCCCAGAACCUCGCAGCCGCCGGUUUAGUGCUCAUGGCCUUAGCAGGUCCAGCCUCCACUUUGCUGAAUGCGCUCAUGAACGCAAGGGAGGUGGAGUCGGAGAUGGAGAGGGUGCACACAAACUUGGCGAAGCUCCGGUCCGAGGAGUUGCCCAAGAUCCGGCAAAUGACCUGGCCGACGGCUGUCGCGACCGGGCGCGCUGGUUUGGACUUCAUGGAGCAGAUUGACACCGGUAGUGCAUCCGACUUCGCUUUGUUUUGGGACCUCGCCUGGCAUCGACGUGUGGUCUUGCAACUAACGGGAUCUUACGGAGGCUUCCUGAUCUUGCCCGGGUUUGGCCUCUUGAUCGCGUUCUUUGCCGCCGUAACCGGACUACAGGUGGCGAGCUACACCUGCUCGUGCGCGGAGCUUUCGGGCCUCGACUUGGCCAGUUCGUUGCACAGCCUGAAAUUCGAGCCCUGGCAGGCCAACUAUGCGAUUGACAUCGACGUGUCGUUUAAGCGGGCUGCACUCAUCGCGUCUGCUGAUGCGCCAUCUACGCAAUGGGUGUCCGCACAACAGCCGGCAGACCUGGCCGGCCAAGCGUCAGUCGUUAGCACAGACAUUGAAGACGACACCGGCGCAGCCGUCACGGAAGUGAAGUUGUCAGAUGCACAGCUCCAUCCUAGAGUGGCCACGGUGCGAGUUCAGGGGCUUCGCCCCUCACUGCCUCCCACAGCCUACAGUUUGCGCUUCUCUCCGUUGCAGACGAUGCCAUCACAGAUUCACAUCAGCAGCGUUCGCUUCAACAGGACCACGGCAUGGUCGACCCUACCUGGAUCAAGGAUCAGCCUGCCCGAGGAUGUAGAAACAUUCAACGUUACGGUAGCCUUGACGGAUUUCUUCCUAGGGCUCCCCGUCAGCCGAAAUGACACACCACCAGACAUUGACGAGUGGACCGUGUUUGCUCGGGUAGAUUCCUGCGAAGAAGCAUGCUCGCACGACAUGAACUGCCUCAUGCAUUUUCCUGCACGCGUCGGCUGCUUCAUGGCCUACAACGACCACCGCGCGCGAGAAUCGGGCCAGGUUUCUCCCCUUUUGGAAGCGGCGGGGGCGCGGUCCCUGAGUGCCGUUCUGACCGGCUGCCAGAUCAAGGCGAACGGAACGUGCGGCUUCAGCCACGCCACACAGCGGGUCCUACGAUUCGAAAAUGUCCGGCCAGAUUGGACUCACAAGGAAGGGAGCCUGGACUUCGCCUUGGCACUGGAGGUCGGCGAGCAGAGGUUUGAUGCCGUGACAGCAACAGUCCAGCUACAUCGUGGCAUCCCUGAUGCUUCCGAUGUGAUCAGCCAGGUGCUUAUAGAGUCCGGUGGCAUGCCUGACGCGGACAGCACUAUGAAGACACUGAGCAACACUGCUUUCGUCGACUCCGAGGGAGACCUCGUCAUCCAAAUUUCCAAGUACGACCCCACGCAAUUGCUGUCCAUGCACUUGGUGGUCAUGCCGGUCAUAGCAGAUUUGAAGUUUCAAUUUACUUGGACUUGUGCAUCUGCAGAAAAUUUCACCAAGAUGGACGAAGCGACGUUCAGUCGCGCUCGCAGGUGCAAAGAAAGCGGCCUCCUGCAAGAGCGAUACAAGAUCUGCGGACGCCACGGGCCGAUGUCUGAUCGGCCCCUGAAGGUGAAGCUCUCGGCCUGGACCGGCCAAGCAGAGGACCCACCGCGCUUCAACGUGGAGCCGCGCUAUUCUGGUGAGCUGUGGCCGUCUGCGCCACUGCGCCGGGUCCGAACCGAGUUCCACGGAGUCGAUUCGCCCGCAGCUUGGGCGGUGGAAGCGCAUGGCUGCCAGAUUUUGUGGCAGAAUCGGAGUGGUGAGAUGCAGAUGAACGCAGUUCUGUCUUCAGCUGAUGCCCUACGCCUCUUGCUGAAGCUAGGUUGCGAGAACUCCACGGCUCUCUGCAAGCUCAUUGACGACCAAGCCUUGGGCGGCGCAUCUGCCUUCUCAUGGGGCUCCGGUACCCACAGCGUUGCGCCCCUGUUGGCGCCUGGCGCUAUUGUAAAGGUGCUGGUCUCUCUUCUGCAGUUUGGGGCAUGCACCAACUUCGAAUACCUCUUCAAUUACGACAGCGAAGAACUCGGCAUUAACAGGCAUUCUGCUAAGAUCCCUAUCAAUGUGUUCCUGACACAGUUGAUGGGACAAGGCGCAGAUGGCGCGGAGUUUCUGUCACGUGUUCAGAGACGGAUGCCAGAGGAUGAAGCGGAACGAUUUCGAAAGGACGUGUCGACACAGGUGUGGCAGGUGGCAUCUCCAUCUGUAAAAGUGCUGAAAGGUGUGGCCAGUUUGGGCGAGCCCGAAGAAAUGCUGGAAGCUUUCGCAACUUGCCACAGCCAGGUACUGAGCGAAAUCAGCGACUUGGAACUACAAGACUUGCAAGCUGCGUUUGCAGAUGUGGAUGAAGUUCUGUUCAGCCUCCGGGACGCCGUCCAAGUGGGCCGGGCGGGCGUUGCGCUGAGCCUUGCAACACAAGUUUCAACAGUGCGGUUGUUGUGCGACCGCUGCGCCCCUGUAGCUAAAGAGGCCGCAGUGGAUUAUUGGCAGGAGCUCUUUCAGGGCUUUCCACGAUUGCAACAGUUGAAGCGUUUGUUCAUCGAGCACUUCACGAUGAAGGGCGCUGCGCUCGGUGACUCUCUGGUCUUCAAAGCUUUGUCUGGUUUGGACAUCGUCUGGCUUCAUUUCGUGGAGUUGAGCCACGAUGUUGCGAAGCAGCUGAUGCAGGCCUUGGGGCAGGCCUCCUCCCUGCGGAGGUUAUCGGUUAAAUUCGUCUCUGGGCUGGGUGCCGCCUUCCCGGCAGCGAUGCCCGACCUGUCGCGCUUGGAGUGGUUCAAAUAUUCUGGCGGGCCCCGGGUCGAUGCCCAGGGGGUGCUUCGGUGCUUCGAGGCCAACCCGCCUAGAGGGCUGCGGGUAUUCCAUUUCAAAGAGACACCGGGCUGGCCAGGGAAAGGCAAAGCGAUCUUCGGGCUUCUGCAGCAGAUGCCUGACCUGGCAAUGGCACAUCUGCAAGCGAAUGAGCUGGGCACCGAAGACCUGAGGCCAGUGCUGGAGAAUACGACGUUUCCACCGAAGCUGAGAACAAUUUUGCUGAAAUCCAACGGCCUGAGCACCGAGACAGCAGGGUUGAUUCGGAAGGCACGUGCGAAGAAGAAAGAGCCGAAGACGGAGAAGGCGAAGAAGAAGGUCAGUGAGGAGGGCGGCGGCGAAGCAGAACAGGAGGAGCGCUCCUCUUUGGUGCUACGCGAGCGUGUGAAGGUGGAGUGGAAGCGCAAAGCUCAGGAGAAGCUGAAGAAGCCAGAACCGGCAAAGGAGAAAGCAAAGGAGCGUCCGAAGGAGAGGGAGAAGAAGGAAGAACGUGGCAAGGAGAAGGACAAGAAGAAGGAGAGCAAGGAGAAGCGAUCGGAGCGUCGGCGCUCCUCGACUCCGCCGCGGUCCAAGCGGAGUCCUCCACGGAGAAGAUCUCGGUCGCCGGCGAAGAGGCAAAGCACGCCGCCACGGCGACGAGCGAAGAGCCGUUCCCGCAGCCGCAGCCGGCGCGCUAGUCUCCCCGCGCGUUCGCGCAGCCGGCGCCGGAGCCCACGGCCGCGGAGGUCCAAGCAGCGCAGUCCCAAGGCUCCGAAAUCCCCGGCCCGCAGCCCGAGCCGGCGGCGGAAAGCGCGGAGCCGAAGUCACCGGAAGCCAGCACGUCGCAGCAGGCGGCGCAGCUCCGAGAAUGCUGGGAAGAGGUUGAGCAGGAAGCGCUCCUCUUCCUCGCGAAAAAGGAAGAAGGCGCGGCGAGGCUCCAGCGCAUCUGCGCCCCAGAAGACGGUGGCCCCUCCGCCUGCGCCGGCGCAG